This is a messenger RNA of Funneliformis mosseae, 347 nucleotides long. Lineage: Eukaryota; Fungi; Glomeromycota; Glomeromycetes; Glomerales; Glomeraceae. The record is from the annotation of a GenBank genome assembly.
UCAGUGAAAAUGUUGACCUAGGUUUACUUAAGUCUCUUACCUCUGAUCCAGUGAUCCAUGAUCAAAAUGGAGUUGUCGGGGAUAAUAGAUCACAUAAGAAAAAAGGAAUAGAUAAACUCAAGCACAAAUUAUUCAAUCCCCUUUUGGAAUCAGAUAGUCCAAAUAAUUUACCUAUAGAUCAAGUGACCAAAAUUGCUGAGACGGCCCAUUCUGAAAAAAUCUUGCCCAUAUCUGAAGAAAAUUCAUCAUCCACAUCUCAAAUCGCUUCAGCUAAGGCAGACAAUGAUGACGAUGAGUAUUUUUAUUCUGAAGAUGGGGAAGUGAAAGAAGCGAAUAAAGAGUCAUGA